Echinococcus granulosus is the source of this 606-nucleotide messenger RNA. RefSeq names its product 60S ribosomal protein L13. Gene Ontology annotation, cellular component: cytosolic large ribosomal subunit; ribosome. The record is from RefSeq and is a predicted model, not a curated record. NCBI's taxonomy places the organism in Eukaryota, Metazoa, Platyhelminthes, Cestoda, Cyclophyllidea, Taeniidae. Gene Ontology annotation, molecular function: RNA binding; structural constituent of ribosome. Gene Ontology annotation, biological process: translation. The transcript has a single exon. The coding region runs from base 1 to 606 and encodes 201 amino acids.
AUGGCCCACGGUAAUGAUUUGAUUCAUAAGAACCACUUCCACAAGAAGUGGCAAUUCAUGGUAAGGACGUGGUUUAAUCAGCCUGCUCGAAAGCAUCGUCGUCGGGAGGCACGCAAAGCCAAAGCCCGUCGUGUCGCUCCCAAACCUGCUUGUGGACCCCUUCGACCCAUCGUCAACUGUCCUACUCUGCGUUACAAUAUGAAGGUUCGUGCGGGUCGCGGUUUUAGUCUAGAGGAGCUCAGAGCUGCUGGCAUCAGUCGUCCAAUCGCUCGCUCCAUCGGCAUUGCUGUUGACCAUCGGCGUCGCAACUCCUCCGUGGAGGGUCUUCAGCGCAACGUAGCUCGUCUCCGGAAAUAUAUGUCGAGGAUUAUCCUCUUUAACAAUGCCAAGAUUCUGCCUGUACCUUGCCACCAGGGUGAGAAGGGUAAGGUGAAGCAACGCAAUGGGCUCCCAUCGAUCCGGCAGAAGUGUGUCUUUGAAAAGUCCCGGAAGAUUACGGAGUCUGAUAAGAGGUAUUCGGCUUUCCACGCCAUUCGUCAGCAUCGUGCCAACAAGCGUUUUGCUGGCAAGCGUAUGAAAGCACGCCUGGCCAAAGCCACUGAGUAA